Perognathus longimembris pacificus (Pacific pocket mouse) is the source of this 2781-nucleotide messenger RNA. RefSeq names its product claudin 2 (gene Cldn2). Gene Ontology annotation, biological process: calcium-independent cell-cell adhesion; bicellular tight junction assembly. The coding region runs from base 172 to 864 and encodes 230 amino acids. Gene Ontology annotation, molecular function: structural molecule activity. Gene Ontology annotation, cellular component: plasma membrane; bicellular tight junction. Lineage: Eukaryota; Metazoa; Chordata; Mammalia; Rodentia; Heteromyidae. The record is from RefSeq and is a predicted model, not a curated record. The transcript has a single exon.
UGCCUUCUUGAGCCUGCUUGUGGCCACCCACAGACACUUGUAAGGAGGAAAGAAGUCAGCCUGGCAGAGACAAUCUCAAAGGAGAGAUUAGAGGCCAGAGUCUAAGAGCAACUGCUGCAGCCAGAAGACAAGGUAACAGGACCCGAAGAUACUUCUACUCAGAGGUCUGCCAUGGCCUCUCUUGGUGUCCAACUCGUGGGCUACAUCCUAGGCCUUCUGGGGCUCUUGGGCACAUUGGUUGCCAUGCUGCUCCCCAGUUGGCGAAUCAGUUCUUAUGUUGGUGCCAGCAUCGUGACAGCAGUCGGCUUCUCCAAGGGCCUCUGGAUGGAAUGUGCCACACACAGCACAGGCAUCACCCAGUGUGACAUCUACAGUACCCUUCUAGGCCUGCCCGCUGACAUCCAGGCUGCCCAGGCCAUGAUGGUGACAUCCAGUGCAUUCUCUUCACUGGCCUGCAUGAUCUCUGUGGUGGGAAUGAGAUGCACCGUGUUCUGCAAGGAAUCUCGAGCCAAAGACAGAGUGGCAGUGGUGGGUGGAGUUUUCUUCAUCCUUGGAGGCCUCCUGGGCUUUAUUCCUGUUGCCUGGAAUCUUCAUGGGAUCCUGCGAGACUUCUACUCACCAUUGGUGCCUGACAGCAUGAAAUACGAGAUCGGAGAGGCUCUUUACUUGGGCAUUAUUUCUUCCCUGUUCUCCCUGGUAGCUGGAAUCAUCCUCUGCUUUUCCUGCUCAACCCAGGGAAAUCGCACCAACUACUAUGAUGGCUAUCAGGCACAGCCUCUUGCCACCAGGAGCUCUCCAAGGCCUGGUCAACAACCCAAAACCAAGAGUGAAUUCAACUCCUACAGCCUGACAGGGUAUGUGUGAAGAACCAGGGGCCAGUGCUGGGGGGAGGGGUAUGUCUUGGUCUGUGAAAAAGAGUGGUCAGCACCCCCAGGGCUACAGGUGAGGGACAGUGCUUACUGGAUCAUGUCAGAAGGUAUUGCUGAGAAUAGACUGACUUUGGCCAUUGGAUCCAGUGAAGGCAGUAAUGGGAGCUGCUAUGACAGUUUCCAGGUUGAACUGUCAAGGACAUUGGCUGAACCAGCCUUUCUAUUUCCCUCACCUUGCCUCCAUGCCCUGAGUCUUUAACCUUAACUCCCAGAUCUUGCCUUCCACCUUUAGCCAGGCUGCAGAGGCUACCACUCCCUUGUCUCCUUUUGUGUACCUCAAAAUCCACUCACAGACCCACUAGUUACAUCUCAUUGACUGACCCUUUCAAUGAUCAAAGACUUUCCCUCUGUCUAAGGUUGCCUCUUAGCUCAUUGCUGGAGGACAGAGUGGUGGCUUUUAUGAUCAUGGUUCUAAGCUCUUUCUCAAGCCUCCCUCCAAAGAAAUGGAUGGGCCACUAAUAGGCCCAGCAGUCUUCAUUCCACUCUUGUUUGACUGCAGUGUCCAGUCUGAUUUGUUCAUGAACUGAAAGAAAACCAUCGUAUGGUAUCCAGGGAACAAGAAGCAACUAGGUGCAAGAUGGGACCAAAAAAAGUCCAGAACCCUUUCCCAGGACAUGUCUCAAAAUUCCUUCACUCUUAUGGGUCAGGGAUUGAGCCUACAUCUAGAGGAAAGCACAAGGCAAGAAGACAUUGCGGAAAGAAAGCAGCAGCAGACUUGGACUCCACUGAGAAGGUGUCAUUCCAACUUGCACCAAAGUCUGGGGUACCUGACUUGGUUUCCUGUCUAAACCACAAGGGUGAGGGCCAUAGACAAUGGUUUUCCUUAGGAACAAUCACCCCGUUUUUCUAGAACUAGCCCUUGGCUGGGGGAUUACAACAUAGGAACUGUGGAAGACUGAGGACAAUAUACUCCUUUAACUCUAACGAAAACAAUAUGAAUUUUGUUAUCUAAGAAACUGGGUGGACAUGUGUGGUGGCUCCAGUGGGUUAUUUUCUACUCUACCAAAGAGUCCCCUCCUCCCUGGGAGUCUUCAGAUCAUUAAACAAAUCAGCCUGAAAGGCUGAGACCAGGCCCUUCCAACAGAGCACCGCAGAGCCUGUGAAAAACUGAAGUACCAGUUGGGUCCCUGGUCAAUGUUCAUAUUCCUCUCAUCAUCCAUCAGAAGAUAUCAGAGGGGACCUAAGGGCUCUGGUGUGGAACAUCCAUGCCCCAGGUGCUGUGUUCAUGAUCUGAAUGGUAGUUGAACUGCAGGCUGGGGUUUCAAUCGAAAUGGGAAAGUAGAGAACAGCUCCUGGGCAACAGUUCCAUCUCAAAGCUCUGUAAAUGCUCCAUUUCCCCUGGAGUAGGAGUGAGGGGGCAUAAAACAGAGACAUUUUUCCUCAGCUAUAUGACCAGCUUCUGAAGAUAUCCAGCAUGCCCCCCAAAACUCAGCACCAGAAAAAGGCGACCAUUCUCUGGGCCCCCUCUGCCAUGCCUUACACAUAUCCACCCUUUUGUUUUUGUUCAAGCUGUUAUCCUAAUCUGGAAGUCUAUUUCCCCUAGCCAAGUCUUCCCCAUGCUUGGAGAUCUUGUCAGUACCACUUCCUUCAUUGAGCCUCCUCUGACCACUCCAUCCCUCUCAUCCCUCUCCCUCCAGUCCUCAAUGUAUAAAUUGCUUCUUAAUGCUUAUGAUUCACAAUUUUUGAUCAAUAGUUCUCUGUGUGUGUGUGUGUGUUCGUGUGUGCACCAGAUCUCAAAUGCCCAUUAUAAACAUUUGGAGGCUGCGUGCUUCCUCUUAGAACUAUUUGUAUACCACAGAAUAUCUGUCAGAGUGUGGGCACACAAUAGGUGAUCAAUAAACACUUGAUUGAG